This is a messenger RNA of Vitis vinifera (wine grape), 710 nucleotides long. RefSeq names its product sm-like protein LSM3B. Bases 229 to 522 code for a protein of 97 amino acids. Gene Ontology annotation, cellular component: precatalytic spliceosome; U6 snRNP; Lsm1-7-Pat1 complex. The transcript has 3 exons. The record is from RefSeq and is a predicted model, not a curated record. Gene Ontology annotation, biological process: P-body assembly; mRNA splicing, via spliceosome. NCBI's taxonomy places the organism in Eukaryota, Viridiplantae, Streptophyta, Magnoliopsida, Vitales, Vitaceae. Gene Ontology annotation, molecular function: RNA binding.
AAAUUCAUUGAGAUAAAGAAUUAUUAAAAAAAACUUAUAACUUUAGAAUGGAUGUAUUUGGUAUUGGGUUAUUUGGUUGAUUGGUCUCAACCAGGUUAAUUUUUCUGCUUUUUGACCGGUUGAUUAUUUUUACAAAUAUGGGGUUAUUUUGAGAUCGAAAAGUUACGGCUUAGAAGAAAUAAGGGGGUUUUGAGGAAGAGAGGCGGUCGACUGCAGAGAAAAAGAAAAAUGGCGAGCGAAGAAGAGAGCGCAGUGAAGGAGCCGUUGGAUCUCAUAAGACUUAGCCUCGACGAGCGUAUCUACGUCAAGCUCCGCUCCGACCGUGAACUCCGAGGCAAACUUCAUGCCUAUGAUCAGCAUUUGAACAUGAUUCUUGGUGAUGUUGAAGAAAUUGUUACUACAGUAGAAAUCGACGAUGAAACUUAUGAAGAAAUUGUUCGAACGACAAGGCGGACAGUUCCAUUUCUUUUUGUUCGAGGAGAUGGUGUUAUUUUGGUUUCUCCUCCACUGAGGACAGCUUGAUUUGGAUGAUGGAAUUUAGGUUGCAUUUUAUGGUUGAAAUAUCCUGUUGUCGUAUGUAAUAGCCUAAGUGUAUGUCAAACUGAUUUGAUUUUGGGAGGGAAUGAAGGGAGAGCAUAUCACAUUGUUGGAUCAUUAUGUGAUAGAUUUCAAUGAUGAAUUUGUAUGAGCUAUCAGCUGUUCUAAGUUUA